Nerophis ophidion (straightnose pipefish) is the source of this 1574-nucleotide messenger RNA. RefSeq lists its product as uncharacterized. The record is from RefSeq and is a predicted model, not a curated record. Gene Ontology annotation, molecular function: S-adenosylmethionine-homocysteine S-methyltransferase activity; zinc ion binding. Gene Ontology annotation, biological process: S-methylmethionine cycle. Lineage: Eukaryota; Metazoa; Chordata; Actinopteri; Syngnathiformes; Syngnathidae. The coding region runs from base 49 to 1071 and encodes 340 amino acids. The transcript is spliced from 8 exons.
UCGCAACCCGGAACAAGAACUUUACAAAAUAAAAGCUGCAAGCCUUAAAUGCGAUAUUUCUACGCUCAGCUGCAAGAAGAAUGCAAUAAGUGCCUUGUUUUACUUUUAUUCCGAUCAUUUGUCAUGACUUUACGCGCUCGUCUGAGAAACAAUGAAGGCGCGCUCCUCUUGGACGGUGGACUAGCAACACAACUGGAGGCUCAAGGCGCGAAGUUGCAGGGAGACCCUCUGUGGAGCGCCAGGCUUUUGUACAGCGACCCCCAGGCCAUUAUCGACGCCCAUCACAGCUUCCUCCUGAGCGGCGCCGACGUGAUCACCACGGCGACCUACCAGGCCACCAUCCCGGGCUUCGUCCGGCAUUUGAAGGUGAGCUCGGACGCCGCCAGGGAGCUGCUGGUGUCCGGCCUUCACCUCGCCGAACAGACGGUGGCCGCCUACGCGUCCCCGGCCGCCUUGAAAGGCCGGGCGUGUCCUCUGGUGGCGGUCUCAGUGGGACCCUAUGGCGCCUCUCUGCAUGACGGCUCAGAGUACACCGGUGCCUACGCACAGACCAUGAGUGUUGAGGAGCUCAAAUCCUGGCAUCGGCCUCAGCUGGAAUGCUUGGCGGCGGCGGGAGCGGACCUGCUGGCGUUGGAGACCAUCCCGAGUGUGAAGGAAGCCCAGGCGCUGGUGGAGCUCCUGAGAGAAACGCCCGACUGCCAGGCCUGGCUCUCCUUCUCCUGCAAGGACGGGGCGCGCCUGGCCGACGGCAGCCCUUUCGGCGAUGGCGUCCGCGUGGCCGGCAGGUCGACGCAGGUGCUGGCCGUGGGCGUCAACUGCUGUCCCCCCGAGUGGGCGGAGCCUCUGCUGGCGACGCUGAAGAGUCCUGACGUGAGCUGGGUGGUGUACCCCAACAGCGGGGAGGACUGGGACUCGGAGCGAGGAUGGCGAGCAUCAUCUGUGAAAACCUCGAUACCAGCAUUAAGUCACACGUGGAUCAAACAAGGCGCUGCUUUGAUCGGAGGUUGCUGCCGCGUGGGACCCCAUCAAAUCGCCGAGCUGGGAAAACAUCUGAAAGCGGCGCACUCGUGACAACGUGAGCGGCGGACAACGUUAAUCGGAGACGUCAUGUAUCGUAAAAUGAAUCAAAAUCAAACGUGUACGUGACUCGGCGAUGAUGUAAAAAUAUCAUGUUACUGAGUACCUUUUCUUUUUGCUCCAGAAAGACACGAAACAAGGUCCGAGUGUGACAUCACGUCAGGGGUGUCCAAGGUGAGGCCCGCGGAACUUUUUGGUUUUAAAGGCCUUUCUAAAAUGACGAGUAAAUAUAAACAUGAGAAAGGUGAAACACGGUGAGCUCUUUGGGAUAUUUUCAGAUGUGAAAGUAAGACUCAAGUACCUCAAGAUUGGCUGAAAAAAAGAGAACCACUUCAUUAGCAUUCUACUGGUGGCCUGUAAAAAGAGCAUUACUAGGAAAUGGAUAUCACAGGAGAGCCCAACUUUGAAGCUGUGGAUGGAAAUCACAAUGGACGUUUAAAAAAAUGAAGAAGAUAACGGCUUUUAUUAAUUAUUAAAUUGGAAAAAUGUGCUUCAUA